CGGAAUCGAUUUUAGAUAUGAAAAAAUGUUAUCGAUUAUUCGUCAACUUUCAUCCAAUAUUUCCAUAUAUGUGAAUCGGGACAUCACAUAUUAGAAGGUUUACUGCUAUUGGCUCGAGGUCAAUUCAAAUCCGGGUGCGAGAAACAGGGUAAAAACAGCGGACCAGACGAUUAAGAAACCCUAUUUGCGAGUGAAGAAAUUAUUGGUUGUUCUCUAUUUUGUUCUUGUGACCGCAUUGACAAAUUUAUCAAAGGGUUAACAACUGGUUUGGUGGGCGAAUAGACCAGCCAAGCCUUCGAUUGCUAUCAUACACCGCUAGGCCAUCAGGAUAGUAUAUAUGAACAAAGAAAUAAUUUAAGCAGUAAACAUGGUAUCAUCAAGUCGUACGAAAGAACCAGCAAAGUUCGAUUUAAAAAAAGUGCCGGCCCGGGUGGAUCGCGUAAACGUGAGUGGCUUACUAAGAACCCACAAUGACUAUGUCAUGAAAGCAGCCGAAAAUCUGUUCAAGGCCACCAAUUUCCAAGAUGUAAUGCUGGAAAGCAUGCAGGCCAAAUCAUACCUGCAUGAAUUGGGUAUUUUUAAAGAUGUCAGUAUUCACAUUGAUGUCAGUCGUGGAGAAAAUGCCAGCCCAGAUGGCUAUGAGGUGACGUUCAAGGGCAAAGAACUGUCACGCAUUGUAGGCUCAGUCGGCACGGAAGUUGGACAAAACGAGGGAUCUCUACGAACCGAAUUAACAAUACCGAAUCUAUUCGGAAGAGGAGAGAGUAUAUCUCUUCAAGGUUCCUACAGUAGUAAACGCGCAAACGAUGUUCAACUCAAAUUCUGGAAAUCGUAUUUCCAUACGCGUUUUGUGGAGAACAGACCAGAGAUAUCAUUUUCAAUUUUUCGACACUUGGACCGUUUUAAUGUAAGUAAAUUCCAAAACACAAAUUAUGGAUGUAUUGCUGAAUUUGCUGUCAACACUCUGAGACCAUUUGAGCUAACUCACUCUCUGCAAUACGAAGCUUCCAUACGAGAAUUGUCUUUAUUGCAAAAAACGGUGCCCAUGGCUAUUAGAGAACAUUGCGGCCCCAAACUAGCCUCCCUCCUUCGCUACUCAGUAAUUUUCGAUCAGAGAGACAAUCCGGUGUUUCCCACUCAAGGUUUAAUGGUUAAGUCUAUCAAUGAAUAUUGUGGUUUGGGUGGCAAUGUAGCCUACGUCAGCAACAACACACAUGCUGAGGUCAGCGUUCCCCUUUUCAGCGGCAUUGUAGCGCAAGUGUGCGGACGUUUGGGUGUCAUCAAGGAGACCAAGAAAACGACAGUAUUGCCUCUGAGCAAUUUAUUCUAUUGUGGAGGACCAUUGACUCUUCGUGGCUUUGAAUUCGGUGGCGCUGGCCCGGUGGUAGAUGGUACUCCAAUAGGAGCACAAACAUACUGGUCUGCUGGCUUGCACCUGUGGGCACCUUUACCAUUUAACAAAGUGUUCAAAGGUUUAGCGGAUAAUUUCCGAACACAUUUGUUUUAUAACGUUGGAAAUUUCAAUACAUUUUCGACAGAAAACCUGCGUACGGCUGCUGGUAUUGGUUUGGCAUUUAAGUUGGCUGAACGGGCUCGAAUUGAGCUUAACUACUGUAUUCCGAUACGAAAAUGUAUGGGUGAUAAAGUUAACAAUGGUUUCCAAUUCGGAAUUGGCUACGAAUUUGUUUAAAAGCCCAUAAAGUACAACAACAAAAAUAUAUGCUUUCUUUUCGAUUCUACAAAAAUAUAAAUUAAAAGACGAAUGCAAUCAAUAAAUUUUGAUUUUCAAAACUUAA
Musca domestica (house fly) is the source of this 1796-nucleotide messenger RNA. Its product is annotated as SAM50-like protein CG7639. The transcript is spliced from 9 exons. NCBI's taxonomy places the organism in Eukaryota, Metazoa, Arthropoda, Insecta, Diptera, Muscidae. Bases 368 to 1690 code for a protein of 440 amino acids. Gene Ontology annotation, cellular component: SAM complex; outer membrane. The record is from RefSeq and is a predicted model, not a curated record. Gene Ontology annotation, biological process: protein insertion into mitochondrial outer membrane; mitochondrial respiratory chain complex assembly.